Carya illinoinensis is the source of this 3693-nucleotide messenger RNA. RefSeq names its product probable RNA-binding protein EIF1AD. Gene Ontology annotation, molecular function: translation initiation factor activity; RNA binding. Gene Ontology annotation, cellular component: nucleus. Bases 2892 to 3455 code for a protein of 187 amino acids. Lineage: Eukaryota; Viridiplantae; Streptophyta; Magnoliopsida; Fagales; Juglandaceae. The transcript has 8 exons. The record is from RefSeq and is a predicted model, not a curated record. Gene Ontology annotation, biological process: translational initiation.
GUCUUUAUAGCCGGCCGGACGCGGAUGCUCUUGAGCUCUGCAAAAAUCACGCGCCCGGAUCCCUUUUCUCAAUCGCUUGCUUUCUCCUUCACGCUCUCUCCUGCUGUCUCUGCCCCACUGCUGAAGCUCAACUUCGUCGCUCACGCUAUCCCUACACCUAAAAGCCAGCUCUGCCACUCUCUGCCUCUCCCGCUUGGUCCUUCCUGCUGGAAGCAAACUCCCGCUGUUUCCCUGUCUUGCACGGCCUGAACCGAUGAAGAAUAACUCUCACACUCGACUCCUGCAUCGCUGAGAGCCCAAGUGAUUUCUCUCUCUCUCUCUCUCUCUCUCUCUGCGUGUGCAUCGCCGCAUCAACAAGGACCAAGUGUUUGUGUGCGUGUGUAUGGCUUUGCAACCAGCCUUGUGGUUGUGGAGGUUUACCCAUUCUAACUCCUAGGUAUGGCUCAAUACUUGGGCAAUAUAAGCAAUUGCAAGAUCGAGUCACUGGGGCUAAAAGUUAGUUUUUAUAGGUAAAUUGGGGUUAAAAAUUAAAGGAUUGAACUCUCAAUACAGCCCCCACGGAGGGGUUAAACAGCCACGUCUAUUGGGUAACAAUGCUACAGAAUUUUCUAUAGUGGCGCUUGACAAACUUAAACCUCUAUUUCACCCACGAGUAAUUCUACUCUUAAGCCUCUAUUUCCCCCACAUCACACACCAGCUGAGCUGGAUUUAUCUUUCUGUUUUUUUUUUUUUCAAAACGUACGUUUUGAAUAACACGGUUUUACCCAGCCCCCCUCCCCCCAAAAUAGAUUAUGCAGCACAGAAUAUGUAUUCAAAAGGGCAGUUCUAUAUACAGGCCGAUUAAGUGGACUGUAUUGCAGUCCGAUUAUGAAAAUUAUCAAAUUGUCCUUACUUUUAAAUAUGAAUGUAUUAAAUUACCCCCAUUCUACAAGAGCUCACUCUACCAAAUUGUCCCUACUUUCACCGACCUCACCGUCUCUUCCACGCCCUUCAAUGCCUUCGGCCCUUUUGUCAUUCUCGGUAACUGAGUUGUGCGUAUAAUUUGAAAAGGUGGAAUCGAAACUCUGGCAAUUACGGAAGCUUUUGGGGAAUUCCGGUGAGAAUAUCGCAUCUUAUUGUUAUUCCUAGUGGAACUUGAAACUUGAAAUACUCAUUUGCCUUAAUAGAACAUCUCUAUUUUACGGCUUCUCUUUCAGGUCUGGGAAAACACAGCUUGCACAUACUCUAUGCGUUUCUACCCAGGUUCCUUUCUCAUCAAGCAUGUAUUCUUUGCCGUAUUGAAGUCCAUGUUAGUGGCAUUAUCUCAAGCAUAAACCAGUAAGCAAAGGGGCAUAACAGCAGACAAAUUUGGAAACGACGCUUGCAAAUAUAAACCACUAAUAAUAAUCUUGAUGGAAUAAUCUCAAAAUAUAAUGUUUUUAUUUUAUAUUUUUUUGAAUCAUCAAGAUAUAAUGUUAAGCCUAGCUGAUUGUGCAUCCUGAUGAUUCGCUGUUAAAUAUUCCUGGGCACUUGAAUCUUAACCUUACACACAUCGAUUUUUUGGGUAAUAGGCUUAGGGGGGAUUCCCAGCUCCUUCACGCUUCUCGAAGACCUCGUACUCUUGAAUCUUUCGUCGAAUGGGCUCGUUGGUGAGAUACCCACUUCAUUUGGGGACUUGAUUUCACUAAAGAACGCGUCCUUGGUGUCGAAUUCUUUGUCCGGGUCGAUACCGGAGUCGAUGUCGGCAAUACCCAGUUUGGUUCAUAUUGAUCUGAGCUCGAACCAGUUGAAUGAAGUUUUUUUUGCUGCUCUCUGAGUGAUGUAGACGCAGCUCUGCGCCGAUUGGAAGCGGCGACGACGACAGCGAGGGGGUCUGCUGGGUAUCGGUAAAACAGCUUCUGCCGACUCAGUCUUGGGUCUCUGGGAUGAAAGGACUUUGCAGCGUUUUGCUAUCUCCCUUGGGUCUUCGUUAAAUGAAACGCAGUGUUUCAUUAAAAUGAAACGCUCCGUUUCAUUAUGUUUGUAUUGCAAGCCUCUUAAGAGGACUGCAAUAAGAAUUUUCCUAUUCAAAAAUUUUCCAAAUCCCCUUCCCCUCCCACAUUCUCCCUCCUCUGCUCACCUUCACCGUAGCGUUUAGCUGCCGACGACUCCAAGGUUCUCUCUCUCUAUCUCUCUCGCAUUGUAUAUGGCUGGGUUAUUUUUACACUUAUUUCACAGUUCUCUUCCGUAGCCCUCACUCCCAUCUCUCACCCUCGAGGCCGCACUUUCUCUCCUUCCUUUCCUCACUUCUGUAGCCCUCUUACCCACACUUCUCUCCCACUUUUCUCCCGUAGCCCUCUCUUUCUAACCCCGAUCUGUGACUCGAAGACAUGUACAACGAGUAAUGCGUCCAGAUUUUGCUCAACAGCAUUAAAUUGUUCAACUCAGUUGAAACUGAUUCGAAUCGUGGUGUGCGAGAGACAGAAUAAUUAAUAGAAAAGGGAAGCAAAAGGGGAGGAGUUAUGAGGCACCUAUGAAUUCACAUGAAAGUAGAGAAGACAGAGUCAUAGACAAUGAUCAUGUAUAAUUCGUGUUUCUGCAUCUGAAUCAAAUCAUGGAUCAAGAGGAUGAAAUUUCAAGUGCAAGGUGUGCAUGUAGACAAUUAUGUGCACCACUAUGGAGGUGAAGUGCAGGGAGCAUGCGGAAGGAAAGCACCCCAAAUCUGAUGUUUAGGUUCUGCUUGGCAAACAAUAGGGUGCUUUUGGGCGAUCCGUGCUGGGUAAAUUCAUUCAUUGCAUGCUUUCCUCUUAGCUUGGUUACUGUCUUUUGUGAAAGGCAUGUGAGUGAAACUGUGCAGUAGCAGUCGGGGUACAUGAAAGGAGGAAGGAAGAAUCUGAAGAGGGCAGCAGAGGAAGAGAAGUUCAAUCUCCAGGAUGGUCAAACCAUCAUGCAAGUGCUGUCUCUUCGAGGUUCUAAUCUCAUUGAGUUAUGGGAAUUGGGAAGUCACUGGACUUUCAAGUUACAAGUUCAAAAUGGGUUUAGCAAGGUCCUUGAAUCUUUCUAGGAAAGCUACUCCAAAAUGCCUUGGUGCAAAGGUAAUGGAUGGGCAAGGCGAGAAAUCACUGGCAUUGUUUCCGGCUAAGUUUCAAAAAAGCAUGUGGAUAAGACGAGGUAGUUUUGUUGUGGUUGACAUAUGUGGAAAGGAAAAGGCUCUGGAAUCAGGUAGCAAGGUGGCAUGCCUUGUGUCCCAAGUUCUCUUUUAUGAACAAGUUCGCCCUCUUCAGAAAUCUCCAGAGUGGCCUGAAAUUUUCAAAUCUACACAUUUGGAGGAUUCUAGUGGAAGUUUGUGUGGGAAGACCUCCCAGCAAGAAGAGGAUGAGCUUGAAUCUAGUGAUGAGGAAGGACUUCCCCCAAUAGAGGUCAAUACUAACAGAAUCAAACCCUUUGAACUUCUAUCAGAUGCAGAAUCAGUUUCGAGCUCAGAUAGAGAUUCUUAAGCUUUUAAAUGUGAGACAAAAAGCAUCAUUGUAAGAGUUGCACAUGCAUCACAAAAUAUGAGGAUGGGAAAGACUUUUGCAUUAACAUCCCAAAUUCUUGUCCAAAUUGCACUAUGGCAUUUUUGUAGAAUUGAAUAUGUAGUCAAGUGUUGAGACCUAAAACACACCUGCAAUAUGGGUCUCAACAAGUUGGUUUGAAAUAUUUUUUUGUGCAAUUUACAUUUUUCCUUCCAAGCAA